Messenger RNA from Spodoptera litura, 438 nucleotides. RefSeq lists its product as uncharacterized. The record is from RefSeq and is a predicted model, not a curated record. NCBI's taxonomy places the organism in Eukaryota, Metazoa, Arthropoda, Insecta, Lepidoptera, Noctuidae.
AUGGUAAAUCGUCUGAACCUGUCCUUGCAGGCGGUCUCCGAUUGGGGUGACGCCAAUCUGGUCAGGUUCAAUGCCAGCAAAACCCAGGCGUGUCUGUUUUCCGCUAAACGGAGUCGGUUCCCACUGACUCCUACUUUCCGAGGUGUGUCCGUUCCGAUGGGUGACCGUCUCGAGCUUCUCGGCGUAACUCUGAUGCCCAUUCUCAAUUUUGGCUCGUAUAUCGAGACAAAGGCGCAACUGGCUGGUAGAAAGUUAGGUGUCCUGUCGAGGGUGAGACGGUACUUCACGCCGGAGCAGUUGCUCACUCUUUACCAAAUACAAGUUCGGUCGUGUAUGGAGUACUGCUCCCAUCUUUGGGAUGGCUCGGCGAAAUACCAGUUAGAAGCCCUCGAAUCCAUCGAGAGGCGUGCCAAGAAGCUGAAUGACGAAGAUCAAUGA